This is a messenger RNA of Neurospora tetrasperma FGSC 2508, 837 nucleotides long. RefSeq lists its product as uncharacterized. Gene Ontology annotation, biological process: regulation of translational fidelity; alanyl-tRNA aminoacylation. Bases 19 to 837 code for a protein of 272 amino acids. The record is from RefSeq and is a predicted model, not a curated record. Gene Ontology annotation, molecular function: alanine-tRNA ligase activity; nucleic acid binding; Ser-tRNA(Ala) deacylase activity. The transcript has 2 exons. NCBI's taxonomy places the organism in Eukaryota, Fungi, Ascomycota, Sordariomycetes, Sordariales, Sordariaceae.
AGCAAUCCGAAAGUCAACAUGGGAAGCACCGCCGCGCGAACAUACUUGGCUUUUCACCACAAUGCCAAGCUCUACAAGCUGUCAGCUGUGGUCUCGGCGAUAACGCCCUUUCCCGCCCUGGAAGAAGCCAACAAGCUUCUCUUCAAGAAAGGCACCGACAAUGACUUCGCCAUCGUGACCGACCAGACCAUUUUUCACCCUCAGGGAGGCGGCCAACCCUCCGAUGAAGGCGUCAUGACCAUGGGUGAUGUUAGUGUCUUCCGUGUGAGCAUGGUCCGCAUGGACGCCGUGAAGGACGGGCAAGUCCUCCACUUUGGCCGCUUCGACUCUUCCUCUUCCAGCAUAUUCCAAUUGGGCGACACAGUCGAACAAUCCAUCGACGUGGAAAAGCGCCUCUUGUACUCACGCCUGCACACCGCGGGCCACGUCCUCGGCGCGGCGGUUCGGCACUUGCUCGAAAAGGAAAUCCCCGGAUUCGACGAGCUGAAGGCGUCGCACUUCCCCGACUCGGCGGCAUGCGAGUUCCAGGGCUCCAUCGAGGGAAAGUGGAAGGAGCCGAUCCAGCAGAAGGUGGAUGGGUACAUUGACAAGGCGAUGCCGGUCGAGGUGGAUUUCUGGGACGAGGAGGAUUUCAGGAAGAACGGGCUGGAGAGGCUGAUUCCCGAUCGGAGCUUGGCGCCGCCGGGGGAGAAGUUUAGGGUGGUCAAGAUUGUGGGCGCCGAGGUGUAUCCGUGCGGUGGGACGCAUGUUGAUACCACUGAUUUGUGUGGUAAGACGACGGUGAAGAAGAUUUCGAGGAGUAAGGGGACAUCGAGGGUGUCUUAUGCUGUGAAUUGA